AUCUCGUCAUAUGUUAACAUUGUCGUCUAUGGAAAUUCAAUUAGUGGUAUGAGCCCUGUAACCGUGCUUGUACUUUCUGUAAGUGUUCGACUAUCAGCGGACUGAACCAAGUGGAAUUGUAUAGCGCCCUCAACGUAGCUCGUUCUUUAGCAUCAUGGCGGCGAGCAGAUACCGAAAGUUUCUGCGUCUUUGUCAAGAGUGGCCACUGGACGAGACGAAACGAGGCCGUGAUCUGGGGAAACAUAUACGUGAUAGAGUGGCGAUAGCGUUCAAGCAUGGCGAGCACACAAAGAUAACAGAUGAGAAAGAAUGUGACAGAAUGUUAGAAAAUUUACAAAAAAUAAACACAGAUUAUUAUAAAAACAAGUAUCCCAGAUUAUAUGACAGCACUGCCACACUAUGUACAUUAGAACAAUGUACGAUUAUUGUGUCAACAGAUUUCAUGGAAGACAUGAAUGAGUUAAAUAAAGGAACAUUUCAGAAGCUACGAGAGGCAUUUUGGAAUAUAGACAAAAAAAGAUAACGCUGAAACACUGCUACUGUAACCGCCAUUACCGGUAUUUUCACUGCUUGCAUUUUCCCCCAAAACUGACGUUAUAGUUUAAUAUAAUUUUUUCUGAGAUCGAUUUUUUUCAAAUACCUAACUUUUCCAGUAAUAUGUAACUUUUUUAUAGUGUGUAAUUAUUUAAUAAAAGUGAUCCUUGACUGA
Saccoglossus kowalevskii is the source of this 709-nucleotide messenger RNA. RefSeq names its product ubiquinol-cytochrome c reductase complex assembly factor 2-like. The record is from RefSeq and is a predicted model, not a curated record. NCBI's taxonomy places the organism in Eukaryota, Metazoa, Hemichordata, Enteropneusta, Harrimaniidae. Gene Ontology annotation, biological process: mitochondrial respiratory chain complex III assembly. Gene Ontology annotation, cellular component: mitochondrial matrix.